CUCUGCGCCACGUCACCUUCGAGAGACUCACAUGGGUUUGUUUUGAAUGGUGUCUGUUUGACAGUUCUGCUGUUGCUUUCUUUCGUCUCAAUAUAAAACGCCAGCAUUGUGGAAAUAUGUUGCCCACAGACGGUUUCAUGUGUUUCCCCGGACAGACGUGGGAAAAAGUGCUGUCAAAGGUAAAAAAGGCUGUUGUUUUCAUGGACGAUCGGUGCUCGGAGAGUUUGCACUGGAACGGAGGAGCUGCGCUUCUGUUUGAGGCUGGAGCUCGAAACAUCAAACAAUUCUCAAGCUUUGAAGCAGGUGGACAGAAUGAACCCAAAGCUGUGUUUGUGGUCAGCACCGUUCUGAAAGGUAGAACCGCAGACAUUAUCAAAGACAUCAUUUCCCUCAGUCACUUCCAGUACUGCGUGGUUUUCACAACUGUUCCUCACUCCAUUCACCUGCUUGCGAAUAAUGUGACCACUGAGUUGGAGGGGAACCCGGUGUUCGAGCAGUUUGAAGAGAAACUGUGUGAGUGGAUGGGUGAUAUGAACUAUACCGCUGAGGUCAUGCAUGUCCCUGUGGUCUUUGCCCCUCUGACACAGCAGCUCCAUCUUUUGCCUGCUUUCUCUGAUCUCUUCCCUUUAUUGGAAGUGGAUCUUGAGGCCAUCAAUGAGAAGAGGCCGGAGAAAAGACGAUUCGGGAGUCUGAUGGAUGUGGAUAUGCACUCUCUCCCACCUGAGUUACAGAUUCAGAUUAAAUCUCUCGCAUCGGCCCUCAACGCCCUGUUUGAGUUCAUCAGUACUCGUGAAGAGAGCUAUUCUGUGGGUCCGAUAAGCCGUCUGAUCGCAGGGGAGCUGGCCAGUCAUCCACAGGCCAAAAACAGGAGGAAGUCAGCCCCCAAUAAAGCAUCAAUAGUGUUUAUUGACAGAUCUCUUGAUCUUACAGGAGCUGUUGGCCACCAUGGUGACAAUCUGGUUGAGAAAAUUCUUUCCGUGUUGCCACAGUUGCCAGGUCAUGUGACUGACGUUCAGGUGGACAUGCUAGAGCUCACACACCUGAAGCAGACAGCUGAGGGCAUCUUGGCACCAGGCUGCUUGGCACAGAACCAAUCUGCCACUGCACGGUUGCUGUGGGAGACAAUGCUGGUUGCUAAGCAAAAGGAGGCAGUGAUGGAGGUGAGGAGGCAACUGGUCGAGGCAGCCAGCAAAGAGAACCUGCCAAUCAAAAUGAGUCUAGGGCGGGUUACAGCCGAACAGCUUUGUUCAUAUGUGCAGUUGUUUCGGGACAGUUGGGGAGCUCUGGAAAGUCACAGUGGGGUCCUACAGCUGGGACUGGCUGCUGCUCAAGCUCUCCGUCAUCCCGCCCUCCCGCGCUGGGACGCCUGCCUUGCUUUUGAGAGACUCCUCCUGCAGGCCUUGGGGGACUCGGACCUGGCAGAGGUUCUGAAACAACUUCUUCCGCUCAUAAAGUCCAGUGAGUCUGGAACAGGUUCUGGGUCUGGUGACCUGAGCGUGGAUGAUCUUCUGGUGCUGCUGGUUUAUGUGUACUCCAUGGCUCAGGAAGCAUGUCCGGGUGGCCCUGAGGAGGAAAAGCGCAUUGAGAAGGUGGAAAAUGAAUUGAUUGGCGCACUGACACUCCGACUCACCCAGCAGACCACAUUAAGCCCUCUUCUGCAGGAGAUCACAGGAAUCUCAGGCCCUGUGGAGCUGACAGUGAAGCAUGCUCACUCUGCCCUGGAGAACGUGUUUGAGACGCUGAGGGGAGUCAGUCACGCCCGAGACCACCUGAAGCACUUCAACUCUGUGUACACUGCCAGUGAUGGAGCACACCAGGCGACAUACCGGCCAUUGCUUAAGCAGGUGCUAGAGGAGAUUUUCCACCCAGACAGACGUGAAUGCCCUGAUGUAGAGCACAUGUCGGGGGGACUGACUGACCUUCUCAAGACUGGCUUCAGCAUGUUCAUGAAGGUCACCCGACCACACCCAAGUGAUCAUCCACUCUUGUUUCUCUUCCUGGUGGGCGGAGUCACACCAUCAGAGCUCCGCCUUAUUCGUGAAGUUGUCUCCAAUCAUAAAUCAGGCACUCAGGUACUCGUAAUGUCCACUAGGCUGCUGAGACCUUCCGAUGUCCCACACUUACUCUUUAGCGCUGACAGGCUCAAACCUGACAUUGGAGUGUGAAGGGACUAAACACACACAAAUCUGGGUGUUUAAGCCAGUGCUUUCCGACAUUGUUUGCCUUUGGUCUGAGUUUCAGAGGUAUCUGAUCAAAAAAAUCAUGGUUUAAGGAAUAUACAGAACAUGCUUCUGUUCCUUUUAAAUACCACAACAUCCCAUUCCAAUAUUUUCACAUUUUGUUGUAUGUGACCAAAGACGCUAUCUAAUCAUUUUCCCUUCAAGUCCCUCCAUUUUUUCCCUUUAAAAUAAAAUCUUUGUUGGCCUUAUGCUCAUGUGUGUACAGUUAAUUUUUGCAAAAACAGUGCAGCGUGUAAAUUUCUAGAGUCACAUUUCACUCUGUUUCUUCAUGCUGUUGGCAGAUACAGCACAUUCUCCAGUUCAGUUCUUACAAUCAGCCAUGUGUUGAUUCUCACAAGAGCUUCCCUCUUCAUCCUUCACUCACUUCUGGGCUGUUGGAGGAGUGACAGAUGGGAAAAGGGCAGAGGUCAAAAAGGGUGGCGACAUCCUUUAGAGCAGCCCUUUCUGUUCUGCCUUCACUUUCUCUUACACACAUUUACUUAGCCAUCAAUAAAAGGGGCAUACUAUACACCUCAGAUGUUUUUAUAUAACAAAGCUAAGUAUAAAAAACUAAUUAUCAAAGAUAAAUCUAACCCUAACUUUUUAAAACUUUAGAAUGAUGUGUUUCUAAAAAGACGUUUUGUCAGUAAAAACAUUCCUGUUCCUCAAAAUGUAACACACCGUAAUCGUCAUGCUUUUAUGUGCAUAUUUCUAACUCUUAUGAGAUUUGAAUUUGUGUUUCACAUUUGCCAAAAACUAUUACCCCAGCAGGUGUCUGACAAAGGUGCUAAAACACCUGAAAUCAGUUACGUUCCUCUAAAUUCAGGGGGGGGUUUUUACACGUUUAUCCAUAUAUAUGAACAUUUGACUUGUUAAAUGUAUAUUUAGGGUGUUGGUUGUUUUAUUGACUGUUUACCAUGUGGAAAACGUCAGCAUUAAAACUAUAUAGUAAAACAAACUAAGAAUGCUUGUUUUAUAUACACUACUAAGACUUCAGUGUUUUUAAAAUAAGUCUCUUAUAUUUGCUUUUAUGUGAUCCAAAAAAGGUAAUAUUGUGAAAAAUGAUUACAUCUGUGACACUGGACCACAAAACCAGUUGUAAGUAGCAUGGGUAUAUUUGUAACAAUAGCCAACAAUACACUGUGUGGGUCAAAAUGAUCGAUUAUUCCAAAAUUCAUUAGGAUAUUAAGUAAAGAUCAUGUUUUAUUUAGAUAUUUUGUGAAUUUCCUACCGUAAAUAUAUCAAAACUUAAUUUUUGAUUAGUAAUAUACAUUGCUAAGAACUUCAUUUGGACAACUUUAGAGGUGAUUUUUUCAAUAUUUUGAUUUUUUUGCACCCUCAGAUUCCAGAUAUUCAAAUAGUUGUAUCUUAAACCGUUCAUCAAUGGAAAGCUUAUUUAUUUAGGUUUCCGAUGUGUAGAUUUUUAAAAAAAUGACCCUUAUGACUGGUACGUUAUAAUAUAUAUAACAAAUUUAAAAUUGUAAUUGAUUCCUGUGAUGCAAAGCAUCAUUAUUUGCAGCAUCAUUACUCC
This is a messenger RNA of Labeo rohita (rohu), 3750 nucleotides long. It is a transcript of the gene scfd2, whose product is annotated as sec1 family domain containing 2. Bases 117 to 2165 code for a protein of 682 amino acids. Lineage: Eukaryota; Metazoa; Chordata; Actinopteri; Cypriniformes; Cyprinidae. The record is from RefSeq and is a predicted model, not a curated record. Gene Ontology annotation, biological process: vesicle-mediated transport; intracellular protein transport. The transcript has 9 exons.